This is a messenger RNA of Dentiscutata erythropus, 225 nucleotides long. The record is from the annotation of a GenBank genome assembly. NCBI's taxonomy places the organism in Eukaryota, Fungi, Glomeromycota, Glomeromycetes, Diversisporales, Gigasporaceae.
AUGAAUGAUCAAGAAAUUGAAGAUUAUACUCAUGAUGAGAAUACUCAUGAUGAGGAUUAUAUUCCUGAUGAAAAUUUUACUUAUGAUGAAAAUGAUGAACCAGUAUUUAGUAGUAAUGAAAUAGCUAACUCUACUAAUUCCACUCCAGUAUCAACUAAUCAGUUAGAUGAAAGCCCUGUGUGGCUACAUUUUGAAAGAAGUUCUGACUAUGCACCAGACUCUAAU